Messenger RNA from Theobroma umbraticum, 2465 nucleotides. RefSeq lists its product as uncharacterized. The record is from RefSeq and is a predicted model, not a curated record. NCBI's taxonomy places the organism in Eukaryota, Viridiplantae, Streptophyta, Magnoliopsida, Malvales, Malvaceae. Gene Ontology annotation, molecular function: protein dimerization activity.
AAGGAAGCCACUCUCAUACUAUCAAGCUCUGUCCUUUGUUCUUGGCUUCUUUCUUCUCCUUGUUUUCCCAACAGCUCUCCUCAACCACCCCCCAAAGAAAAAGUCCUUGUCAAUCUUCACGUCUCCCUGAAAGGUUCCAACCUCCACAUUGGGCACUCUUGGGAAGUAGUAUAUCUUUCAAGUAAGUAAAAUGGCAUCCGGUGAAGCCUCCAUCAAUGUUCAUGAUCAUGGCAAAGCUGUGGAUGGGAAAAAGCAGAGAGUCCAAUGCAAUUAUUGUGGGAAAGAGAUGAGUGGCUUUUUCCGUCUCAAGUACCACUUGGGAGGUGUACGUGGAGAUGUGAUACCUUGUGAAAUGGUUUCAGAAGAUGUGAGAGAGCUGUUCAAAAACAUGUUACCAGAAAAAGGUGGACGUCUCAGCCAAGAAGUCAGAGAUCUGUCUCGACAAGAUCUUCCCUGGAAGAGGAAUGGGUGCCCCAAUUCAAGUGUUGCCAAGAAAAUGAGGCGUCAAAGUUGUACAUCUUCUGGUAGUAGGAGUGGAGAGGAUGAAAUUACAGAUCCUAUGUCAGAAGAUAAUGUGAAAGAACCUGCAAUUCUUCCCAGCGCAAGGAUAGUUUCACCAAGUGCUGUUACCAGUGACCCAAAAGAAGAGUCAUCGGGUCAGCAAAACAAAAGAUGCAUUGGUAGAUUUUUCUAUGAAACAGGCAUCGAUCUUACGCUUGUGAACUCUCCAAGCUUUCAAAGGAUGAUAAAUGAUACCCAUGGUCCUGGUCAGACAAAUUAUAAGAUCCCCAGCUGUCAGGAACUGAAAGGGUGGAUUCUUAAGGAUGAAGUAAAGGAAAUGCAAGAAUAUGUGAAGAAGAUAAGGCAGUCAUGGGCAAGCUCUGGAUGCAGCAUCCUGUUGGAUGGAUGGAUUGAUGAAAAAGGUCGAAACUUGGUUAGUUUUAUUGUGGAUUGCCCACAAGGCCCAAUUUAUCUUCAUUCUUCAGAUGUUUCAGCCUCCGUUGAUGAUGUUGGCGCAUUGCAGUUGUUAUUCGAUAGAGUUAUUGAUGAGGUUGGGGUUGAAAAUGUAGUUCAAAUCAUUGCCUUUUCUACAGAAGGUUGGGUGGGAGCUGUAGGCAAGCAGUUCAUGGACAGGUCCAAGACAGUGUUUUGGACUGUUAAUGCAUCUCAUUGCAUUGAGCUCAUGUUAGAAAAGAUUGCGAUGAUGGGUGAGAUCAGAGGGACACUAGAAAACGCCAGGACCAUCUCAAAGUUCAUUCAUGGCCAUUUGACCGUGUUAAACCUUUUGAGAGAUUAUACUGAUGGUCAUGAUCUUAUUAAACCUACCAAGGUAAGGUCGGCAAUGCCUUUUGUGACUCUGGAGAAUAUUGUAGCAGAAAAGAAAAACUUGAAGGCUAUGUUUGCGUCAUCUCAGUGGAACACCUCAGCAUGGGCUUCUAGAGCAGAGGGGAAGAGGGUGGCAGACUUGGUGGGGGAUCCUUCAUUCUGGAAAGGAGCUGGAAUGGUUGUAAAGACAGCUCUACCUCUUAUACGUGUUCUGUGUUUGAUCAAUGGGGAUGAUAAACCGCAAAUGGGAUAUAUAUAUGAAACCAUGGAUCAGAUGAAGGAGACUAUUAAGAAGGAAUGCAAUAGCAAGGAAUCCCAGUACAUGCCCUUUUGGGAACUGAUUGAUGAGAUCUGGGAUGGGCAUCUCCAUAGCCCCCUCCAUGCUGCUGGUCAUUUUUUAAAUCCAAGUCUUUUCUAUUCAACUGAUUUCCAAAGUGACUCUGAAGUUGCCUUUGGCCUGUUAUGUUGUAUGGUCCGUAUGAUUCAAAGUCAGCCAAUUCAAGAUAAAAUCGUACAACAGCUUGAAGCGUAUAGAAAUUCUGAAGGUGCUUUCGCAGAGGGGAGUACCUUUGAGCAAAGAACCAGAUUCUCUUCUACCAUGUGGUGGUCUAUAUAUGGAGGACAGUACCCGGAGCUGCAGCGAUUUGCCACCAGAAUUUUGAGCCAGACUUGUGUUGGUGCUUCAAAAUACAAGCUCAACAGGAGUUUAGUGCAGAAGCUGCUGACAGGGGGAAGGAAUCCUGUUGAGCAACAACUAUUAGGCGACCUGAUAUUUGUUCAGUACAAUUUGCAACUGCAGCAGCAGCAGCGUUCUCUAUUCGGCGCGAACUAUGACAUUGCUGGUGAUGAGAUAGAUCCAAUGGAUGAGUGGAUAGUAGAUGAUACACCAGAGAUUGGGUCCCAAAAUGGUGAUUCAGCUUGGAAGGACUUGGAUGGUGAUGUUGAUGGAGGAAGACCUUCAUCUCAAGUCAAGGAAGAGUCCGGACAAGUGUAAAGACAUAAGGACUCGAAGAAAGGACAAUAUUGAAUCUAUCAUGAGAAUGUAAUUUAAACCCUUAUUGGCUGUUGAACUGAAUGAUCUAAGACCUCUCUCUCUGUCUCUCUGCUUCUGCUAUUAACCUUUUCUUUAUUGGUAAAAA